AUGGUUCGACCACCACCAUCAUCUCAAGAUGAUUCUUUUUCUACUGAUAAUACGAAUACUUCAUUUACAUCGUUUCUAAGUGAAUCAGUUGAAUUUACUGUAACAUCAAAUGCUAGUCCAUCACCACAUCGAACAACUAAUAAUCAAAAUGAAUUAUCACAACAUCGAUAUCCAUAUGUUGCACAAUAUUUGAAUAUUUAUUAUAAGAGAAGUCUUGAUCAAUCUGUAAGUUUAGUCUAAACUGAUUUUGUUUUUUCACAUUUUAAAAAUAU
Adineta ricciae is the source of this 272-nucleotide messenger RNA. Lineage: Eukaryota; Metazoa; Rotifera; Eurotatoria; Adinetida; Adinetidae. The record is from the annotation of a GenBank genome assembly.